AUCCCGCUGCAGCCAUUGCCGCAACCACGAUGCCGAAACGAAAGAAGCAGAAUCAGCAACAGCAGCCGCAGCAACAGCCUCCACUACCAGAGCAGGAAGAGAUUGGAGACGAGGAGGAUGGGAGUCCUAUCGGACCACCCAGCCUUCUGGGCCCUCCCCCCAUGGCCAAUGGAAAGCCUGGCGACCCCAAGUCAGCUCUUCACAGAGGUCCUCCGGGAUCAAGGGGACCAAUAAUCCCACCGCUGCUGAGUCUCCCACCUCCUCCCCGGGGCAGAGGCCCAAUUCGGGGAGGCCUAGGCCCCAGGUCUGGCCCAUACGGUCGUGGUUGGUGGGGAGUCAAUGCUGAACCUCCUUUUCCUGGACCAGGCCAUGGAGGUCCCUCCAGGGGAGGCUUUCACAAAGAGCAGAGAAACCCUCGAAGGCUCAAAAGCUGGUCUCUUAUCAAGAAUACCUGCCCACCCAAGGAUGGACCCCAGGUUAUGGAAGACAAAUCCGACCGCCCUGUCUGCCGACACUUUGCCAAAAAGGGCCACUGUCGAUACGAGGACCUCUGUGCCUUCUACCACCCAGGCGUCAAUGGACCUCCUCUGUGAGACUGUGCCUUCCCAUCCAGGCUGGAAGGAGCCCUCUGACCUAGCGGCCAUACACUUCCCUAGGGCCCUGAGAUGGCUACUCUGAGGUGGUUUCACUCACUACCCUCAGUCAGUGAUGCCCACCCCCAUCGCCACCUCCCCAACUUGGGGUCCAGAGUUGUUCCAUCGCUGGUGCGCGGUGUGCACUCUUCUGAUCCCGCUUCCAGAGACUCGUCUUCAGGACCCCAUCUUCGCUCCAUUCAACUGCCUCCUGGAUCCUUUUCCCCCUCGCCGACUGACUGCGGAACAGGAAACCUCUUUGGUGCUGUUUCUUGUGCAUCUGUCUGCCCAGCCCCCGGGAUUGCCCUGGAUUCCUGAGAGCCCUGGAGCAGUUUCCUGCCAAUCCCUUCUUCCAGCUACUUGUUUGAAGUUCUUUUUACGUGACAGCCCCUACCCGCAAUGUUGUCAGCUGCUCCGUGACACUCAUCAGGUCGUCUGACCUGGGGUCAAGUGUGGAUGGCUGGUCCAGAGUUACUCCCCGAGAGGCCACUCUCCCUGCUUCUGGAUUUCGUAGUUUCUGCGUCAGUAGCAUGAUCCCCACCGCUAUGGUCUGUGAUCACUGUGCUUUGUGAAACUGUGCAUCCCCUGUAGCCUUUCUCGGUGUCUGUGGCAUUUUUGUGACUUCCCAACACUAGAGUAAGUUUUUCUGCCAAAACGAGUGGGGCCGUCGGUGCCCUCUAGACUUCCCCACCUCCCAACAUGGGAGAAUUGUGAAACUUCACACAAGACUGCCUCCCUGGUCCUGCCCGUUCCUCUCCUGGUGUCGGUUUCUCUGGGUUUGACACAGGCCCGAGAGAUGUCCUUCAAAGCCUCAGAUGGGCCUACCCUGUCUCCUCUUCAGCCCAUUUUAGUUAGACUACUUCAUUGUGAGGCCACCAGCCCUUUCGUUUGAAUUCUGUGAAUCUCCACCUGGGCUACCUGUGGGUGGAACUUGGAUAGUACUGUCGCCCUCUUCCAACCUUCUUCCCCUGCAUCCCUGGCACUGGUUGUUUUCUGUGAAAACGGCAGUGAACAGGCUCAGUUUUGAACUGGCCCUGAGGAAAUGGGUCAGGAGUUGUGUGGGCAAGAGGGAGGGGUGAGAGCCGUUGGAGAACUGAGAAUGAAUUUUUUUUUAACAUUUUUUUACAUUAGUAAUAAACACAGUGGAAACAAA
Messenger RNA from Camelus dromedarius (Arabian camel), 1785 nucleotides. It is a transcript of the gene PRR3, whose product is annotated as proline rich 3. Lineage: Eukaryota; Metazoa; Chordata; Mammalia; Artiodactyla; Camelidae. The coding region runs from base 30 to 593 and encodes 187 amino acids. Gene Ontology annotation, molecular function: RNA binding; metal ion binding. The transcript is spliced from 4 exons. The record is from RefSeq and is a predicted model, not a curated record.